Capsicum annuum is the source of this 1904-nucleotide messenger RNA. RefSeq lists its product as uncharacterized. The record is from RefSeq and is a predicted model, not a curated record. NCBI's taxonomy places the organism in Eukaryota, Viridiplantae, Streptophyta, Magnoliopsida, Solanales, Solanaceae. The coding region runs from base 259 to 1431 and encodes 390 amino acids. The transcript is spliced from 12 exons.
AAUUUUAACCGUAUGCAACAACACGUGAAACAAGUUAGCACUCCACUUUGGUAAAAUAUUCAUCGAAGUUGGCAUUACACACAGCGUUCCCCGAGAGAGAUCAACAACACAAAACAGGUGUCUUCCUCCUACUCUGCUACUCCCUUCCUCUUCUUCCCAUUGCUUCGCGCCUCGAUAAUCGGUGCAGUAACUUCAUCAAUUUGCACGGCGGAGUCGGCAAUAUCAAAUCUCCGUAGUUAACCAGACUUUUUCAACAAAAUGCUAGGGGAUGGACUCCAAACCCCUACUCGAUCCGAGUUGCUAUGUAUGGUGAAGAAGAAUUCAAAGAUGUUAGGGAAAACCAUAGUGGAAGAUGAAGAAACAUCGGAUGUUGAAACAGAUCCCCGUUUCUGGCAUGAUGUUAUGGAUGUGUAUUUCAUUCGUGGGAGGGAGUCUAGGGGGCGUCAGGAAGAUGAUCUUGUAUUCUUUGUUAAAAAAUUGCAUUUGCAGAAACAUGGGUCAAAUGAAGAUGAAUCUGCAAACUCUCCUUACUUUGUACGCAGGUGGGCACCUAAGUUGGAUGACUUAAUUGGUACAAGUGCAUCAGAUGUUGAUUGGAGGCGCUCCUUUUACUUGAACUUAAUUGCCCAAACUUCUUUUAGUGUGACGGUUGCAAUUUGCAGUCAACAGGUCCUUAAGAAUUACCAGACUGGAAAAGACGGACCAUUAUCUCCUAUAUACAAGGUUGUCAAAACUGUCUAUGCAUCUCCAAGUCGUAUCAAUUUUCACUUGGACUCUAGAAAGGAAGUAGAAACAAGCUCUGCCUACCCAGAAAUAUGUUUUGCAGUUGACGACUAUGAUUCCACAUUUGAUGCGGUGGUCUUGACGGAUGUUGAUCACUGCUAUUGUGUACUUUUAAAUGCACAUGAUGGGGCUGCAUUUCCAAGGGAGAGAAUACAACAAGGCUGCAGUCCUGGUGAUACUUCAAGGAGUGAUACAAGUUCUGGAAAAGGACCAACUUCAAAGAUUACUCUUUUCUCAGGCUUCGUUAGCUAUCAAAUGGUCCGAGAUGCAUAUGAUGCUGGAAGGUCUGGAUUUGGGAGCCUUCUCUCACUUCAUUCUGCUGGGAAAACUGACAGGAUUUACAUGAAAGGGCCUGGAGGACGUGGGGAAGUUGAAGUGGCUGUGUCUGGUGUUGUGGAUCAAAGCAAGCCGGACUUGAGCCAAAAUUCUGUAGAUCACAACUCUAAAAAAGGAUUAAGCUUAGGUGCAGUUGUGCGACGAGCUGCAUCAGUUGCAUCUGAGGCAGCAAAGCAUGCAUAUGCUGCUGCUUCUGCUACCCGAGAUGAAGGAAUGAUCCCCCUAAAGUGCUGCUUGAUGUCUAUAUCAUUACCUUGGGAAUAUAUUGCUCAUGAUCUUUUGUUCAAAGGAAGUCCUCCCGUUAACUUGUAAGAAUCUCAUGUGUUUCAGAGAGGACUAUAUAAUCUCCCAUGAACUUAGAAGUUUUUUACUCCAGAUUCUGAGAAAACUAAAGAGCAUUACUGGAAGGUGAGAUGGCUGUUCCAUUAUGAAACCGAAAAAAUGGUGAGAAUAUGUAUAUAAGUUGCCACCAUUCCCGAUCCGCACAAGGUUUGCUUCCCAUGCACAUCAAGUUAGUAUAGGGGCAGAGGUAGAAGUCCAAAUAUGGGUUCAGCUGAACAACCCAGUAGCGUUGGCUCAAAUUGUGUGUAUUUUGUGUUAAGAAAUUCAAUAAAGUAUGUACACAUUAAAUUUAGAACCCAGUUAUAAGCGCUUUAAGUAGUCUUUCUAACAUCCAGAAUCCAUAAAGAUGAAAUCCUUGCUCCAUUGGCAUGUUAGUUGCUAUCUAGUUGGUUCAUUGUAAACAAACCCUUUUAGUUUGUCUAUCUGAGAUUCAUUUCUGGGUC